AGGAGAAGCACAGCUUUUCGAUCUUCGAUUUGGAGCGGCGCACGUCGGAGGCAGAGAGUCAAUUGAAGCUGCUCAUGGCCGACGUCGAGGACCAUGCACAAGAAUUGCUUGCUCUCUUGGAGAGCGAACCAGGGAAAAAAAGAGACUCUGAAGUGGUCCGAGACUCUUCAAGGUCCACCUCCAAGGCGCGUGCGGACGAAGCCCUGGCGGCCGCCACAGCCGCCGCAACGCUGGCGGCCAAGGAGGAGGCGGCGGAGAUGAAGGCCUCAGCUGAAAAGGCUCUGUCGGUUGCACAGGAAUUGCAGAAGGAAAUGACCAACAUGUUUGAGGCGCUGCAAAGCUCCCUGCAGAGCUCUUGGUCGCCCCGCGAUGCCUGGCCUCAUCGAAAUGCACCUUUGGUGGGUCGUUUGCCCAACUUGCCUCCCUCCUCCUUGGCGCAAGAGGAAAUUGACGCAAUCAGGCUUGAUCCGCAAAGUUCGGAUCUUCAUGUGGAAUUUCCGAUGCACAAGGUGAAUCCGCUCAAGGAGCGCUUUCAUCCCCCCACCGGGGGUGGCUUUCGCACCGGAACCAGUCAUCGCUAUCGUGAGCGGCGAAAGCGGCCGUCCACAGCAGUUUGCGGAGUGCCUUUGCACUCGAGGGGAGAUGCUGGAAAUCGACCCUCAACGGCACGAUGAGGCCGUCUUGUGGACGCUGUGCCGUCCAAAACGGAUGGCAAGGGGCUG
This is a messenger RNA of Cladocopium goreaui, 722 nucleotides long. The record is from the annotation of a GenBank genome assembly. Lineage: Eukaryota; Dinophyceae; Suessiales; Symbiodiniaceae.